Molecule: messenger RNA, 2925 nt
Organism: Chaetomium fimeti
Lineage: Eukaryota; Fungi; Ascomycota; Sordariomycetes; Sordariales; Chaetomiaceae
Exons: 2
Coding region: 1-2925 (974 amino acids)
Source: RefSeq, a predicted model, not a curated record
AUGGAGAGGGAACGACAAUACCUUCGCCCGAGGGUAGGGGGCACCGUGACCCCAAGCUCCGACACCCGCUCCUCCGGGCGCCCCGCCGAAUGGCCCCAGUGGGAGCCGGAGAGGCAACGUGAGCAUGAUAGCGAGAGGGAGCAACCCGCCAAAUCCAUCUUGAGGAAGACACUUCGCCCUUCGACAAGGCCACGCCGCAACUCUGACACCUCUGUCACAUCAUCCAGCUUCCACGGUGGAGGGGGUGACUCCGAGCUGGGGUCGGAGUCUCCCGUCCCCUCCAGCUCGAGUGCCCUGCCUAGGAAGGUCCUCAAGGCCAAAUUUCCAGGAAUUCCCGCAGAGCGUCAAGGUGUCGUCAGCCUGAGGCCGUCGAGGGGUUCCUCACCCAACAUUCCAUCUGUGUACCGUGUGCCCCCAGUCCGCUCAGUCCUGGGCUCUCAGUAUACCUCCAACAACAGGCCCCAGGGGCGCAAUGGCCGUCGCGGGUCGUACGACCGCCAUGACAAGCUCUACCACAGCACGGACCCCGAGACCGAGUCCGCCGUAUCGGAGACAUCUGACUUGUCCUCCACCACGGAAGCAACAACCAUCAUCUCGUCGCCCUCGGAUUCCGGAGCCAGCGAUGUGACCCCUACCGAGACCGUCGCCAAGCCGACACCCUCGGUCCGCUUCACCCCCAGCGUCAUCGGCUCCGAGAGCGUCGCCAGCUCAGUAUCAGCAACCCCUGUCCGCAAAGCCAAGCCGCGUCUCAGUAUCCGUGGACAGUCAGCCUCCGAAGGGGACCGCACUGUUGUCAAGAGCGGCAGCCGGUCAGUCCAGAUCAAGAUGCUCCCCCUCACUGCCGAGACCCCCGAGUCCCGGUACACCCGCGAGCUCGAGCGCUACCAGCAGGAGAUGGAGCGUAGUCUGAUGUACAAGAUCGAGGUGCUCGAGACCGAGAGGGAGACGUUGCGUGAGAGCGAGGCCAAGUUGAGGAGGGAGCUUGACGACAACUCCUCUCGCCUCACCACGCUCGACAAGGAGAAGGCGGCGCUCGAGAAGGAACGCAACACCGAGCGGAGAAGCAGGGAUCAGGUACUCGGCAUGCUGGAGAAGCAAAAGGCUGUCUUUGACGAGUUCCGCAGCAACUUUGACCUGCAAAAGACCAUGCUCGAUGAGGUCGAGAAGGAGCGGGAUGCCGAGCGCGCCAGCAAAAAGGACCUUCAAGCGAAGCUCGAGGCCACUCGUCAAGUCUUUGACGAGUACAAGUCCACGAUGGAGCUGCAGAAGGCCAUGAUCGAGGAGACCGAGAAGGACCGCGACGAGUCCCAGGCCUCCAGGGACAAGGUCGGGGAGCGGUUUGCGGCGCUGGAGAAGGACUACAAGAAGCUCCAGGGUGACCGCAAGGACCAGGAGGAGCUUCUGACCCACCAGAUUGCCGCCCUCGAAACCAGCAGGGACGCCCUCCAGGAGCAGCGCGACAACAAGGACAAGGAGAUUGCUGACUUGCUUGCCAACCGUGAGAAGCUGCAGACGAAGAUGGAGACUCUGACUGCUCGUGUGACUGCCGCCAAGGAUGAACUGAAGGCUGCCGAGGAGCAGCAGCAGAAGAUCAGGGAUGCCGCCAAGCACGAGAAGAGGGUCCUUCGGAAAGAACUCGAGGAGGAACACGCGGCCGCAAAGAACCGCGUUGUUGAGUUGGAACAGCAAAAGGUGGAGCUUGAGAAGGCUAAGGCGUCCGUCGAGCAGGAGAAGGUUGAUGUUCAAGCCAAGCUCGACACGGCCGAAGGGGAAAUUGCCACACUCAACGCCCAGGUAAACGUUUUUACAGCGUCCACAUCGGAGCUCAACGCGACCAUCGCUACUCUCGAGGAGGGUCUUUCGACAUCCAAGGCCGAAUCAGUUGAUCUCAAGAUCCUGAUCGAGGGCCUUGAAUCUGACAAGACCGGCCUCCAGAAGCAGAUUGAGGGUCUCAACACCGAAAGUACCGAGAUGCAGGCACAGAUCCACACUCUCAACACCGACCUUGCCGGCGCAAAGGCUGCCAACGUUUCCAUUGCCGGCCAGAAGCUCGACUUGGCUAAUGAGAUGGCUGGAAUUAGUGGCGCUCUCGCCACCGCGCAGGCUGAGAUCACCAAGCUCACCGCCGAAAAGGCUGCCGCGCAGGCUGCUGCAAAUGCCGAGGCCGGGAAGAUUCCUGCCUUGGAGAGCGCCAAAGCCGAACUCGCUGGCAAGGUUGUAGAGUUGGAGAGUAAGAUCUCGGAGGCCGAAGGUACAAUCACCGAGCUUCGUGGCCAGGUCGCUACGCUUCAGGGCGAAGCCGAUAAGAUUCCUGGUCUAUUCACUGAGAGGGUAGUCACGGAGAGCAAGAUAACAGAUCUUGAGGGGCAGGCCGCCUCCCUCAAAGCCAAGAUUGCGGAAGUCGAGGCCGAGGCAGGCAAGCUUCCUCCACUGCAGGCAGCGAAGUCCGAGCUGGAGGGCAAAGUUUCCUCGCUCGAGGACCAGAUCGCCCAGCUGCAAUCCGACCUCUCCAAGGACCCCGACGCCACUGCUGCGGCCCUCCGCGCCGAGCUCGAAGCCAAAGGGCAAGAAAUCACGCGUCGCGUUGAUGAGAUCAACACCCUCACCGCGAACAACACUACCCUGUCCGUUCAGCUCGGCGCCACGCAGCAACAGAUCAACACCCUUCAACAGUCUCUCAACAGCGUAACCCAGUCGUACAACGCCGCGACCGGACAGGUGAUCGACCUCCAACAGCGUGUCGACCAGCUCGCCUCGGCCUCCCGACGUGCCAGCCGAUCCCGCACCUCAUCCCCGCAGAAGAAGGACAAGGACCGCGACAGCAGCAGUGGCGGGAGCAAAAAGGACAAGCACCUCGUGGUCGUGCGGAACCCCGGCGACAGGGGCGCUCUGUCAGUCAUGCUCCAGAUCGCUGCUGCCAUCUGA